This is a messenger RNA of Peronospora belbahrii, 2091 nucleotides long. The record is from the annotation of a GenBank genome assembly. NCBI's taxonomy places the organism in Eukaryota, Oomycota, Peronosporomycetes, Peronosporales, Peronosporaceae.
AUGAAAGUGCGUGGAUUGAGUCAGAGAUUUGACCCUUUGUCUUCAGUGCCUGGAUUAGAAGGAAAGUCAUUGGAUGAAUUUCAAGCACCGGUGCGGUAUUUAUCGUACUUGGCGUUAAACACGCCGAUGGUGGAAGAAACGACAAUUGACAAUAUUGUGAAAGUACGCGUCGCACCCUUGGGCUGCCUUCGUUCAUUCCUUUCCGUCCCCAUGCAAGGACGCUCGGGGAAAACGUUGGAUCGGAUGCUUCGCUCUUUGGUGUUUCAACUUUUGUACGACGAUCCAACUGGAGGAACUAUGAAGGCAGGGCAGUUAGCUGGUAUGUUGGGGAAGACGACUAAAAAGGAACUUGCAGUAAAGAUAAUAGUGUAUAGUCUACUCGCGUUGUGGAAACAAGAUUGCAUGUACCUGGCUGGUGCAAGGUUACUGGAUGAUCAACUUCUUGAGCUGUUGUUGCUGUCGUCUUUGAUUUCGGUGGCGAUAGAUAUGUCCAAGCAUAAGUCGAAAGCUUGGGAUCUAGUCGUUUUUGAUGAGCAGCUCCUUAGUAUGGAAGUCUAUGCUGUUGUAGGCGGCUAUCUGGAAACCCUGAAACAGUUUUACCAGCUAUGGCUUGUAAUGGGAAACAAACAACCUCAAAACUCGGGUUGCGCAACGUAUUUUUCGGGUGAGGUGUUCGUCCAAGUUUGCAAGAUUAUGAUGCAGCAUGGUGGCAACACCAAUACAGCGACGAAGAAGAAGACCUCAAAGCGCUGUGUGUCAGCGUUUACACAAAAACAGGUGGAGCCGGUGGUGAAGUCUUUUGCUGGCAUACCUAACACCACUCAUUUUUGGGCUCAUUACACGUGUAUCCGUGCUACGAUGCAACGAAUGAAAGCAUUGAUCCCGCUUCCAGCUGGCAAACUGUGCGCCAAGCAGAAAAAGAGUGCUGCACUUAUUGCAUUGGAACAUGCCGUGACGAAGAAUGGUUUCAUCUGUGCCAACAUUUCUGACACACCGUCAGUACUUCCGCCUCCCCUUCCUCCGACCGAAUUUACGCCACCGUUGCCUCCUGACACGCCCACACCACCACUGCGAACUGCUGGUCGUCCUUUCAGUGCAGCCAAUUCUGUAGACCAAUUCACUCCACCUCUGCCACCUCGAUCUUCAUCGAGUUUGCAAGCAUCAGCAGUUCCUUUCGAUAUUCGUUCAGUGAAGGGGAUGAUGCCGUCAUCUGUGGCAAAACGUAUUGGCACCGACAGUGCUGCGCGCCAAGGCACCGGUUAUGUGCCGGAGGCAAAAAUCGAGGCCAGGAAGCCAGUGAGUCUGAAAGGGUUGAUGCAGACACUGCCUGUGUUUGGUCAUCGAGAAGAGAUUCUCGACAACGUGACAGAAAACCAAUUGACAAUUAUUCAAGGAGAGACUGGUUGCGGUAAAAGUACGUUGGUGCCUCAGUUUUUGCACGACUCGUGGGCUCGAGGUCGUGCUGCAAGUCAACGCCCUGUGAACAUUUACGUUACGCAACCGCGGCGUAUUGCUGCGAUUGAACUGGCUAACACGGUGGCCAAGAUGCGGGAAGGGAAUGAGUUUGGGGAGGAUGGCCAAGUAGGGAAAGUCAUUGGGUACAGAAUUGGGCAAAAACAAAUGGUUAGCAGCAAUACCAAGAUUACGUACGUCACGACUGGGUACAUGGUUGAGCGGAUUAUUCAUGAUCCAGAUGCGCUGAAAAGUAUUACGCACUUAGUACUUGAUGAAGUACACGAGCGCAGUAUGGAUGUUGACUUACUGCUGUUACUUCUGAAACUUCAGUUGAAAGAUCAUCUUCACCUUCGCCUCGUGAUCAUGUCUGCAACCAUGGAUGCGCAAAUUUUGAUGAAGUACCUUGGCAAAGCACUUUCGACGCGCUUAGCCAGCAGGAAACCUCUUUUCGUUGGCUCCAAGCUAUUUCCAGUGAAAAACGUUUAUCUUGAAGAUCUUUCGGAUUGGUUUCCAGGUCUGUGGCGACGGCACCAAAAGGAAAUGGUGCUCAUGAACGACCAAUUUAAAAAACUCUCGCAAAGCGGCGUGAGUGCGAACAGUGAAAAAAGCGAAGAAGGGCAUCACAAAAAUACAUGA